This is a messenger RNA of Larimichthys crocea (large yellow croaker), 3037 nucleotides long. RefSeq lists its product as uncharacterized. Lineage: Eukaryota; Metazoa; Chordata; Actinopteri; Sciaenidae. The record is from RefSeq and is a predicted model, not a curated record. The coding region runs from base 1986 to 2768 and encodes 260 amino acids. The transcript is spliced from 7 exons.
ACAAUGCUGAGUGUGUUGACACAUCUCCUCUGGUGUCAUUAACAGGAAUAACAUGACCCCUGAGCCCCCGUGAUGAAGGACAACAUGUGAACUGUGAACAUCAGCGAAAUGACUCAAAUCUUUUAUGUGGGGGUCUACUGCUAUAAAGACUACAUGAAAACAUCUGUGAGGACACAAACAGACUGUGUUGGACCACACAGGUCUAACACAGGCCAGUCAGAUAUUGACGUUCUGAGUCCAUCCAGGCACCGCACACACGAUACUUGAAGCUAAUAAUAGUUGCUGAAUGCACAUAAAAAAUGGCUGAUGCUGAUACUAAUCUGUGAACACAGUGGGAUUCAGAUGGACUUCUGAGCUAUGUGCGACAACAACUUCAACUCUAGCACAGCUGCGUCAACUCUUUGCCUGAGAACUGCUGUGUAUGUGGCCACCGCGCUCAGCUCAGUCCAUCCAAUGAGAGAAUUAAGCCACCAAACUUAACAUGCUGGGCUGCGAGACUUGCUACAAUCAGAUUCCAUAAUGAAAUUAAACAGUAUUUUGCCCCGACUCAAGUUAGACCUAUGCCUUUAAUUACAUCCGCUGUAGCAGUUCAAACAGUGUUUUCCCUCCCACAGAGGCCUCUGUCGGAUUGAGCAACUCACAGCACAAAUCAAUGCUGCUGUAUAGAGCAUGUAUGAGAAAGGGUUAGGCCUGCACACAGCGAGAGGCAACAUCACUCCCACACACUAUCUUUGGCCUCAGCUAAAAGAAGAGUUUGCAACUCUUGCAUGAAUACAAUAUGAAAGGCCAGGGCCUUUGCUCAAACAUAUGUUUCAACCGGCUGUCCUGCCCACAACUGGUCAUUAAGUAUUUUAUGUUAGUUCGGCCUGUGCCUGAUAUUUAUAUCUUUCAACAAACUCCAGCCUGACAACAAGAUUGACUUCCUCUACAAUGAUUAGGAAGAAGUUCAGCUGACGUCAAAACUCAUUUCUUUUAAAGCACAUAUCAACUAUCGGCAGGAAGCCUUUAAACUUUCUUUUGACCUCAGUACAGCUACCCAAAAAAAACCUGAAACUUCACCGCAGGUCCUUACAACAACAACAACACACCAUUCUCUGUGGUUGUCUGCAACCUUUUGACUCAUGGUCUUGUCUGACUACAUCAGUCCGUGCAGUUCCCAGUAAUUUAUUACACCCGCUAACCUGUGUGCGGCUUCACAUGUCCACUACUCAACACGCCACAGAGUACAAACCUGAACUCGAUUACUGAGCACGCGGCGACCAGCGACUCAACCAUCUCUCUGCAAGAUGAAAAACGUGACGCAACAGUUUCUCAGACAGUGAUUAUUUCAAAUGAAGAACCCACACAGAGAACGUACUGUUGUAGACAAAAAGGUGAGCUUCAUACUAAAGUGAUGUCCUGACACUGAUUACAGAGAUUAGCAGGUGGUGAUACAUGUGCUGUUUCAGCUCUGAAAAGUUCAGAAAAUUGAUGAAAUUAAAUAAAAACAUGUCUGUCUGGAUCCUAACAGAUGAGCUAAAAACAUCAGCACACAUCUGUCCUCACCCUACAUCAGCCCAAAUCAAAGAACUGUCCAAGAUCUAUCUGACCUUUCAUAAUAAUGGUGAUGUUAGACUGCCUGUCUUACUAAAUGACUGCCUUUGCUGCCCUCUGUGUCCUACAUUGUUGCCAGUGUCAGGUCUGGCAAACAUCUUAAAUGCACAUCUCUGUUGAAGGUUUUCCAUGUUUGCAUCAAUGUGCAUCGCACAGGAUGAGCAGCUAAUGAGUGCGUGCGGUGCGGGGUGUCCUCAGGAUCGAUGUGUUCAUCUGAAGCUCCUCUCAUUGGAAACACAGCAUACAAGUUAGCUGUACCAACAUGGCCUCGUCUCACCACCCACACUCCAGCGGUGUAACUCAGCCGCACCACCUCUUACUCAUCUCUAGAAAUGUCUUCGGGUUGUGAACGCUGCAGGUCCUCUUCAAAGAGUUGUCAUGAGUCAUGAGUCAUGUUGAACCGCCAUGUUCCUACGCACAUGUGGGCUUUUUGUUACCAUUUGACUUCCACAUAUGCAGGUCUAACAGUGACACUGUGGUCAGUGUUAUCAGCAGACACCUUUUCUGCUCUGGUUAUCACAGCAUUCAUCGGCUCAAACAUGCACAUCCUGUCUGGGACUUACAGGUCUAGCUUCAGUCAUCAGUCAGACAGUACUUACAUGUCACACACACACAGACGUCCUCAGUCUGAUGGUGACAGAACAAUGAGAAAAGGAACAGACAUGUUGUUUCUCAUGAUGUGUUUGCUGUACUGGACUCAAACUGAAGGCAGUUGCAGUGGCGCUAUUGUGAGUAUUUUUGAAGAUGAUAUGGUGCUUCCAGUUGGAGGGGGCUUCAACCUGAGCUGUGACUUCACAUGUUUAGAACGCCAUCAUAUCCCACAGCUGUGGAGGAGGAGUGAACAGGACACAGUGUCCCUUGUCAAUAUGACAUCCAUCUUCCCCAAUGUGAUCAUGGUCCUGAGUAUCAGCUCUGCUACAAAGGCAGACGCUGGUUCGUACUUCUGCAGGACAGAGCCUCCUGAUACAAUCAGCUCCUCGGUCAUCAUUCAGAUAGCAGAUAACCUGACAGCAUCUACCCUGACCACACCCAGCACCCCUCAGCCUGACAGCAGCCAACAAAAAAACAGUGCAGCAGGUCUCUUGGUUCAGAUAUGGUUCUGGGUUCUGCUGGGAAAGACUACCAUCCUCAUCCUCAGUGUGACCGCCCUGGCUGUGAAACACAAGAGAGGAUGAUGAGAAGAGUUCUCCACAACAUCACUUUGUUUCUGCUGUUCACUUUUAAAAUUAAAUUAUACAUUUUAAUUUCUGACUUUUCUAUUCCUCAAAUUAAACAUUUAAUGUCAGUGAAGCAGCUCCAGGAUCAGUCUGUUCUGGACAAAAACAAUAUAUUCUGUAACUUGAUGGUAGUAAUAUGUUUAUUCUGACCACACAAACUGAAAGUGAAUGAUUUGUAUGUUUGUUGUUGCGUAACAAUAAAACAUUUGUUACCUGCAUUACAACUG